CUGCUGCGCUCCAGCUCUGGCUGCACUCCGCUCGUAAGCUAGUAAGUCAGAUCGCCACAGCCGUUCGUGUGCGGGUCAACGCCGACUUUCUUCAUUUCCAGCACUCUGAUCUAAUGGGAACACUCUUUGUAAAUGCGUUUUAAGAAUUCUUGCUUGGGAGAAGUACACACUGGCCCUGGCCUUGAGGCUUAUCUGAAAGGAUUCAACUUCACUGGUGAACCUCCUUGGCUGUCCGACAUCUGUUAGCCACAUUAUACUAUUAUACUUCCAUCUCUUCCAUUCAUCUGUUUCUUGACCUUUUGACACCAUGACCACUUUGACUGGAUCAGACUUUGACUUCACCUUCCUGGAGGAGGGGUUCUGUGCCCGUGAUAUCGUGGAGCAGAAGAUCAACGAGUCAUCACUAUCAGAUGACAAAGAUGCCUUCUAUGUGGCCGACCUGGGUGACGUCCUGAAGAAGCACCUCCGUUGGUUGCGCGUUUUACCCCGUAUCACACCGUUCUAUGCAGUGAAGUGUAAUGACAGCAGGGCUGUCGUCACGACACUGGCGUCUCUGGGAGCCGGGUUCGACUGUGCGAGCAAGACUGAGAUCCAGAUGGUGCAGUCUGUGGGUGUGGAGCCAAGCAGGAUCAUCUACGCCAAUCCCUGCAAGCAGGUGUCUCAGAUCAAAUACGCCUCUGCUCAUGGAGUGCAGAUGAUGACGUUUGACAGUGAAGUGGAGCUCAUGAAGGUGGCACGAUGCCAUGACAAUGCCAAACUGGUUCUCCGUAUCGCCACUGACGACUCCAAAGCCGUGUGCAGGUUAAGUGUGAAGUUUGGCGCCACGUUAAAGUGCAGUCGGCUGUUGCUGGAGAGGGCGAAGGAGCUCGGGCUGGAUGUGAUUGGAGUCAGUUUCCAUGUGGGCAGCGGUUGCACUGAUCCUGAGACGUACAGCCAGGCAAUCUCAGAUGCACGCUUUGUUUUUGACAUGGGGGCGGAGCUGGGAUAUAACAUGACCCUGCUUGAUAUUGGCGGAGGCUUUCCAGGCUCUGAUAACACCAAACUGAAAUUUGAAGAGAUCGCUGCUGUGAUUAACCCUGCACUUGAUAAAUAUUUCCCUGUUGACUGCGGUGUGAGGAUCAUUGCUGAACCUGGCCGCUAUUAUGUAGCGUCUGCUUACACGCUGGCUGUCAACAUCAUUGCCAAAAAGGUCAUCAUGAAGGAGCAAUCGUCCUCAGACGAAGAAGAGGAUGGGGCCAAUGACAGAACCCUGAUGUACUACGUGAACGAUGGUGUUUAUGGUUCCUUCAACUGCAUUCUGUAUGACCAUGCGCAUGUCCUGCCAACUCUGCACAAGAAACCCAAGCCCGACGAGUGCAUGUACCCAUGCAGUAUUUGGGGCCCGACCUGUGAUGGGCUGGACCGGAUUGUGGAGCAGUGCAGCCUGCCUGACAUGCAGGUGGGCGACUGGCUGCUGUUUGAGAACAUGGGUGCCUACACUGUAGCCGCAUCUUCCACCUUCAAUGGCUUCCAGAAACCCGAUAUCCAUUACAUCAUGUCCCGCACAGCCUGGCAGUGUAUGCAGCAGAUCCGUGCUCGCGGGAUUCCACUUCCUGCUGAGGAGCUCUGCACUGGAAGCGUGCCAUCCCACUGUGGACACGAGAGCACAUUGGAUGUGCCAGCCAAGCCAUGCCCUACCCAAGUGCUGUGAUGCUCUUCAACACUGACUACCAGAGCGAGAGCGAGUCCCCAUUCAGACAGCGGUUUAUCAUAGUUCUCCACCGAUUUACACCCAAAUUUCUAUUCUAAAUGCAGCUGUUUUUCCUCCGUUUGUAUAAGUUCCAAAUGCUCAAACCUGAAAGACGCACAAAAAUGCUCACAGUCCUGUGGCUGUGUAUUUCUUUCUUUUUUUUUUUGCCAUACUUGUAAGAUGAGGCCAGAUUCUUAACUGAAAUGGCUGCUUUUCAAUCUUUGAAAAUCUUACCCUUCACACAGACUCGUACAGAUUUCCUCCUCAGUGACCAUUUCCAUUUUAUACUUGAUUAGUAAGUUAAUUUUAAUAUUAUUAUUGACCUGAAAUGUAUGCCACUGAUGCAUUUGAAAUGGA
This is a messenger RNA of Sinocyclocheilus anshuiensis, 2086 nucleotides long. Its product is annotated as ornithine decarboxylase-like. Gene Ontology annotation, molecular function: ornithine decarboxylase activity. Lineage: Eukaryota; Metazoa; Chordata; Actinopteri; Cypriniformes; Cyprinidae. The transcript is spliced from 11 exons. Gene Ontology annotation, cellular component: cytoplasm. The record is from RefSeq and is a predicted model, not a curated record. The coding region runs from base 308 to 1690 and encodes 460 amino acids.